Messenger RNA from Morone saxatilis (striped sea-bass), 2698 nucleotides. It is a transcript of the gene rgma, whose product is annotated as repulsive guidance molecule BMP co-receptor a. Gene Ontology annotation, cellular component: plasma membrane. Bases 1 to 1353 code for a protein of 450 amino acids. Gene Ontology annotation, biological process: BMP signaling pathway. The transcript is spliced from 4 exons. The record is from RefSeq and is a predicted model, not a curated record. NCBI's taxonomy places the organism in Eukaryota, Metazoa, Chordata, Actinopteri, Moronidae. Gene Ontology annotation, molecular function: coreceptor activity.
AUGCAGUCGCCAAGGGAGAGGAGUGAAGUGCGACCCCGAGCUGGAUGGAUGGUUAUGGGGAAAAGAGGAAGACCCUCGGCGCUUGACGUGUGCAGAGUCCUCGCCGUGUUUCUCGCACUCUUCCCCGCCGUGAGUCUGCAGUGCAAGAUCCUGAAGUGUAACUCCGAAUUUUGGGCCUCCACCUCGAACUCUGGACCGGAGGAGGAGUUUUGCACGGCGCUGCGGGCGUACAACAGCUGUGUACGCCGGACGGCACGUACCUGUAGGGGGGAUUUGGCGUACCACUCCGCCCAGCAUGGCAUAGAGGAUCUCAUGAGCCAACACAACUGUUCCAAGGAGGGGCCGACAUCCCAGCCACGCGCCCGCAUCCCGCUUCCUCCUCCGACCCCGCCACUCCUCCCUGACAGUCAGGAACGCUCCGAUGGCCCCGAAGUGUGCCACUACGAGCGCAGCAUUUCACGCAACACAGCGCCACCCAACUACACCCACUGCGGCUUCUUUGGAGACCCACACCUUCGCACCUUCGGCGACGACUUCCAGACGUGUAAGGUGGAGGGAGCAUGGCCGCUCAUCCACAACAAAUACCUGUCCGUCCAGGUGACCAACACUCCGGUAGUGCCGGGUUCUCUGGCCACUGCCACAAGCAAGCUGACAAUCAUCUUUAAGAAUUUCCAGGAAUGUGUGGACCAGAAGAUGUACCAUGCAGAGACAGACGAGCUGCCAGCUGCAUUCGCAGACGGCUCGAAGAACGGAGGGGAUCGGCACGGCGCGAACACUCUGCGCGUGGUGGAAAAGGUUCCCGGGCAGCACGUGGAGAUUCAGGCCAGGUACAUUGGAACAACCAUAGUGGUCCGGCAGGUUGGCCGCUACCUGACGUUUGCCGUGCGGAUGCCAGAGGAAGUUGUGAACUCUGUGGAGGAAGGCGAUAACCAGGACUUGUACCUGUGUCUUCACGGCUGUCCCGCCAACCAGCGCAUCGACUUCAGGAACUUCCGGGCUCGCGCAGCAGAGGCCCACAGCGCAGGCAGGGCCAGGAGCGGCGCCGGGGCACAAGGCUUUACCUACCAGUCUGCUAAGGCCAAGUGCAAAGAGCGGCUCCCAGUGGAGGACCUGUACUUUCAGUCCUGCGUGUUCGAUCUCCUCUCUUCUGGAGACAUAAACUUCACCAUGGCAGCCUACUACGCCUUCGAGGAUGUAAAAAUGCUCCACUCAAACAGCAAGAGAUACCACAUCUUCGAAAAGGAUGCCUUUAUGAGCAGCGCAGCACAGAGGGGCCAAAGUGUGCUUUCACUCUUCCUCUUCAACCUCCUCGCCGUCUUAUUGUGGAUUGAGUGCUGCACAGUUCAUCUAUAGUCCCUUUACAACAGUGUCCUCGUGGUGCAUCUGUCAGUGAGUGUCAGUACCAUCGCCGUGUCCCACAUUGGCUGCUGUCUUCCGCUCUCGCUCUGUGACUUGACGGUGGCUUGCCAAUAAGGGUCAUCCCAGCCCCCCCGAGUCUCAUUUUCGUUGUACUGUCAUGUCGUGACAUCAGUCUAAUGACGAGGCAAGUUCACCGCGCUCCCACCUAUCAUCACGUGCAUUUAGCUGGUUCGUAGGACUGGUCUUUGAAGGGAGCAGCGGUGAGAGAGCCCGGCUACUCCAGAGCUCAGGAUAUCCACCUGGGAUUAAAUCCCACAUUCUCACCGGGGCUGCAUGCCUGUGUGAAGCCGGACAAGAUGAUCUUUUGCAGAAAGAGGAGUUCGCUGAUCCUCCCUCCCCCUGAUCCCCUCAUUGGUGCCAAGCCAGUGAAGCUCUCUGUGGCUCAUGUGGCGAAGCGAGAGGACCUGACAGGGGCUUUUGUUAACCUAAGGCCAGAAGCAGCUCUAUGUUUGAUUAGUUUCCAGCUUUGGAAAAGCCUGAGCCUUUUUGGAGGAAGCACUCAGCCAAAAGGAUGUCAGAGCAGCGUCUCCAGUUGUCUGCUGUGGAGAUUAAUGGGUCAUAUUGUUAGAUUAUGUGUGUGUGUGUGUGUGUGUGUGUGCGUUAGUACAAUAUGUGUGCAGAAAUCCACGUCUGUGGUUAAUUUUGUGUGUUUGUGGGUGCAGGAGUUCCCAGAAAUGAGAUAACCAACCUCCACUGGGAGAAAUCUUUCCCAUGUUUUUAAUGUCGCACCCAAAAUUUCAGAAAUAGAAAAAGAUGAGGCGCUCCACAGUCUGUUCAAACGGACUCUAUCAGCCAAGUAGCAAAUCCCAAAAGGGGACCGAUAAAAAUAAUCCCUUUUCAUCUGUGCGUCAUUUUAUGUGUCAUCCAGCCUUUCACGCCAUUGUUUGAGCUGACACGCCGAUCAGACAGCGUUUUGUGUUUUAAGUCUGUAAUGUGAAUGUAGCCAACAAGAGCAAAAGAACAACGUUCGUUAAGGGCACUCGAGAGUGUUUACAGAAUUUAGAUCACAACCAAUCAAACUGCGACGCCUCUUUUGAUAGCGUUUUGUGAAUUUAACUCUCCAUUUCAAGCCUCGGUUGUGGCCCAGCAGUGGUGUAGAUACUGUGUACUAGCUGUAAAGACGUCGCCUCUAGUCGGUUUAGCAUUUUAUAGACUACCAGUGUGCUGACCUGACUGUGGCUCAGCGCGUAAAUGAUAAGCAUAUGUCUGUAGACGUGAUUUCAUGGCUUAAGUCAUUGCCAAAGAACAAGCCCUCGUGCCAACACCCCCCCCCCCCCCC